Molecule: messenger RNA, 480 nt
Organism: Oryza brachyantha (malo sina)
Lineage: Eukaryota; Viridiplantae; Streptophyta; Magnoliopsida; Poales; Poaceae
Product: classical arabinogalactan protein 9-like
Exons: 2
Coding region: 1-480 (159 amino acids)
Source: RefSeq, a predicted model, not a curated record
AUGCCGUCGGCAGGCACCAAGGGCCGCGCGCUGCUGCCACCGGGUCGCUGCCCGACGUCCCCGUCGCCACGCCGUCGUGGUGCCGCUCCUGCCUUCCCGCGCGAUCCCCUCUCGUUCUCGCAUGCCGCUGCCGUCGCUCUCCCCGAGAUGCCACGUCCUCCUUUGGCGCCGCCGCUCUCAGCGCCGCCGCCGGUUCUCGCAUCGCCGUCCGCCAGAUCACCACCGCCCGUCGCCGCCCGCUUGCGACGCCGCCUGCCGGACGCGCCCUCCGCACUGCUCGCCGCUCCGACGGUGGCAAGCAACAGCUUCGACGGAGGUGGCGAGCAGAGGGCCGGUGGUGCUCGGGCUUGCGCGGCCGACGGCGAUAAGCAGAGAGGCGGCAGCUGCGAGCAGAGGGAUGGCCGUGCUCAAGCCUGCGGGGCCGACGACGGCGAGCAGAGGGACGGCGGUGCUCGGGUGCGUGCCGACGACAGCGAGUAG